This is a messenger RNA of Saccharomycodes ludwigii, 417 nucleotides long. It is a transcript of the gene HRT1, whose product is annotated as SCF ubiquitin ligase complex subunit HRT1. The transcript has a single exon. The coding region runs from base 1 to 417 and encodes 138 amino acids. Gene Ontology annotation, biological process: protein ubiquitination; ubiquitin-dependent protein catabolic process. Gene Ontology annotation, molecular function: zinc ion binding; cullin family protein binding; ubiquitin protein ligase activity. The record is from RefSeq and is a predicted model, not a curated record. NCBI's taxonomy places the organism in Eukaryota, Fungi, Ascomycota, Saccharomycetes, Saccharomycodales, Saccharomycodaceae. Gene Ontology annotation, cellular component: nucleus; cullin-RING ubiquitin ligase complex.
AUGGAUAAUAAAGAACUAGAUAAAACUGAUAAUGAUCAUUUAGUAGAGGACCAAUCUGCUGUGCUCACAACUACUAAUGCUGAUGGCAUGGACAUAGACCAGCCAGAAGAAAAACAAGAUGAAGAACACGAACAAGAACAAAAACCAAAGAAAUUUCAAGUUAAAAAAUGGACUGCAGUGGCUUUUUGGUCAUGGGACAUAGAUGUGGAAAACUGUGCUAUUUGCAGAAAUCAUAUUAUGGAACCAUGCAUCCAAUGCCAACCUACUGCUAUGUCUGAUACAAACAAAGAAUGUGUUGCUGCAUGGGGUACAUGUAAUCAUGUUUUCCACUUGCACUGUAUUAAUAAAUGGUUACAAACAAGAAAUGCUUGUCCAUUGGAUAAUCAACCAUGGAAGUUUGCCAAGUACGGUAGGUAA